Syngnathoides biaculeatus (alligator pipefish) is the source of this 2108-nucleotide messenger RNA. Its product is annotated as transcription factor 7-like 1-B. Gene Ontology annotation, molecular function: DNA-binding transcription factor activity, RNA polymerase II-specific; RNA polymerase II cis-regulatory region sequence-specific DNA binding. Gene Ontology annotation, biological process: regulation of transcription by RNA polymerase II; canonical Wnt signaling pathway. Gene Ontology annotation, cellular component: beta-catenin-TCF complex; catenin-TCF7L2 complex. Bases 443 to 1936 code for a protein of 497 amino acids. NCBI's taxonomy places the organism in Eukaryota, Metazoa, Chordata, Actinopteri, Syngnathiformes, Syngnathidae. The transcript is spliced from 13 exons. The record is from RefSeq and is a predicted model, not a curated record.
AAACGCAGCCAGCGGGCACGUGCGCGCGCUCCCUGGUUCGCUCGCUGGCAGUCUGCGCCGGAUGACGUGAACAAUGAAGGAAAAGUUGCACUUUGCUUCCUCGCGAGGAACCUGAAGCGGACGCGAGGCAACUUUUCUCCUCGUCGACGCUGUUGCACGUUCGCUCUUUGACGGAAGUCUUUUGGAUUGUCGAAGCUCACCGCGCCAGUGGACGCCGCUGCGCUACCAGGCGAGGCGGGCAGCUAACGGCUAGCUGCGGCCCGCCUCCACAAACUCUUUCAAAGGCACUUUUUGUUGCGUCCGUUCGGCGAGCGAGCGAAGAGGGCGCCCGAUGCCGCCGCCGCCGCCGGCGGCGUCGUCGUCGUCGUUCCCCGGAGACGAAAAGAAGAAAGCUCGAGUUUACUGAUCGGGGGGGGGGGAGCAAGGCGGCUAACUGGCUAGCAUGCCACAGCUGGGGGACGACGGCGACUUGGGCGCCAGCGACGAGCUGAUCCGGUUCCGCGAUGAAGGCGAGCGCGACGACAAAAGAAGCGGAACCGCCGCCGGGACGGACCUGGACGACGUCAAGUCGUCCCUGGUCAACGAGAGCGAGUCCACCGACGCGUCGGCUUCCGAGGCGGCGAGCAGGCGAGGCGGAACCGAACGGGACGCGCCCGGCCGGGCCAGGAGGCCACGUCACCAUGGCGACGAAGGCCGCGAACCCAAUUCAGCGUUUGGAAACAAGUUGAGAGCGCUGAGGAGGCAGCGGACUGCCGGCGGUCUCUUGGCGCCCUCGCCCUACUUGGGCUACCCCUUCUUCCUGAUUCCAGACCUGCGCGCGUCCUAUCUCGCCGGCGGAGGACUGGCGGCGGCACGUGCGUAUUUUCCUCUCCAGUGGCCCCUGCUUGACAUUCCGGGAAGAGCCGCCGUGAGAGACGCCACGCCCGCUCACCUGUCUAGCGGCGUGCACGCACGCGCGGGUCGUCUCCACCCGCUGCUGACCCGCCGCCCCGAAGGUUUCCUCCCGCCCCAGAAGGCGUCGCCCGGCCUCUCGCCCGACGCAGGCUCGUCCCGCCCGCCGCACGUCGCACGCUAUCCCGUCUCGCCCGGGGGCGGGGCUCAGAUGCCGCACGCGUUUGAUUGGCUGCAGGGUCAGCCGACCUACCCGAUGACGGGAGGCUUCUCGUCCGCCGCCCUCGCCAUCAACGCCUCCGCGUCGGGCCUGGUGUCGAGCGGCUUCUUCCCCUCGCCGUCGGCUUCCGUCUCGGCGGCCGUCAAACGAGAACCCCGAGAGCCCCGAGAGGCGGGAUCGCCGAGGAAGUCGCCGCCGCCGGGCGCGCGGGCCGUCGACCGGAAGGUCAAAGGUCACAUCAAGAAACCGCUCAACGCCUUCAUGUUGUUCAUGAGGGACGAGAGACCAAAAGUGGUUGCGCAGUGCCAAGUCAAGGAGAGCGCCACCAUCAACCAGAUCCUGGGACAGCGGUGGCAUUCCCUGAGCAAGGACGAGCAGGCCAAAUAUUACGAGCUGGCCCGGAAGGAGCGCCUGCUCCACUCUCAACUUUACCCCGGAUGGUCGGCCAGAGACAACUACGGCAAAAAGAAGAAGAGGAAGAAGAGCAAGUGCGAAGCGCAGCCGCACGCCAACGCAGACGAUUGGUCGCCGGAGCCCAAGCGGCCCGGGCGCCCCCUCGUGCACACGCGCCCGGGCGCGGUCUCCCAUCUCACGCACAGCCACUUGUCCCAGGCCAGCCCCGCCUCCUCCGUGGGCUCGCCGGCCACGCCCACCGCCGCGCUGGCGUCGCCCGCCGCCCCGGCGCCCACGAGCACCGAACACACGCGGUCGGCCUCGUGCGGAGGACGCGCGUCCCCGUGCGCCGACGGGCCGCCGGCCCUCGCCGCGAAGCCCCCGCGGCCGCCCGUCGCCUCCCCGGCCCCGCCCUCGUCCUCUCACGCGUGAGCCGAUCGGUCACCGACCGGCCAAAAAAAAAAAAAAAAAAACGUUUUUUAAAUCCUGUUUCUUGUAGUGCGAAAACGACAAGUUUGUGGUCAAUAUUUGACUUUGUCGUCAGGCGUGUUUUAAUUUUUGUGUUUUCACUCACAAAACUGCUUUUGUAAACUCUAAUAAAUCU